CAAAGCGCCACGUUGUCCUUCGCAGCCCCGGAAAAGAAAGGAAAAGUGGAAAAGCCAGGCGUCGUGUUGAGCGGGCGUCGAAAAGUAGGCAACACUUGCUCCUGCUGCCUGGCCACGAAAAUGUUGAAUGUUUGCCCGGGAAACCAUUGAAAUCAUCGCACAAAGCACAUCGUUUAUCCUCCCCCAAAAACUAUAGAGCUCCGCAAUAUGGCUGUGGCUGGUUUUGUUUAUUGUUGGCCUUUGUUCGGGCUUGCCAUUAUUCUGCUGACGGUACUGGCGACGCCGAUUGACGCCGCCCAGAGGCAUACUGCCUCGGAUAAUCCCUCAACAUACAAUAUUGGCGGCGUACUGAGCAAUUCCGACAGCGAGGAGCACUUCAGCACAACAAUAAAGCACCUCAAUUUCGAUCAGCAAUAUGUACCCCGCAAGGUCACCUACUAUGAUAAGACAAUAAGGAUGGACAAGAACCCCAUCAAGACGGUUUUUAAUGUAUGCGACAAGCUCAUCGAAAACCGGGUGUACGCCGUAGUCGUUUCGCAUGAGCAAACCUCAGGUGAUUUGUCGCCGGCGGCCGUGAGUUAUACAAGCGGAUUCUAUUCAAUUCCUGUCAUUGGCAUAUCCUCGCGGGAUGCGGCCUUCUCCGACAAGAACAUCCACGUCUCCUUCCUGAGGACGGUGCCCCCGUACUACCACCAAGCGGAUGUCUGGCUGGAGAUGCUCAGCCACUUCGCCUACACGAAGGUAAUCAUCAUCCAUAGCUCCGACACGGAUGGCAGGGCCAUUCUGGGCCGAUUCCAGACCACAUCCCAGACCUACUACGACGACGUGGAUGUGCGCGCCACCGUGGAACUGAUUGUCGAAUUCGAGCCCAAGCUGGAGAGCUUCACGGAGCACCUCAUCGACAUGAAGACGGCCCAGUCCAGGGUGUACCUGAUGUACGCCAGCACCGAGGACGCCCAAGUAAUCUUCCGCGAUGCUGGGGAGUACAACAUGACCGGGGAGGGCCACGUGUGGAUUGUGACGGAGCAGGCGCUGUUCUCCAACAAUACUCCGGACGGAGUGCUGGGCCUCCAGCUGGAGCACGCCCACAGCGACAAGGGGCACAUUAGGGACAGCGUUUAUGUUUUGGCCUCGGCCAUCAAGGAGAUGAUUUCCAACGAGACCAUCGCCGAGGCUCCAAAGGAUUGCGGCGACUCUGCUGUUAACUGGGAAUCGGGCAAGAGGCUGUUCCAGUACCUCAAGAACCGAAAUAUCACGGGCGAAACGGGACAGGUGGCCUUCGAUGACAAUGGAGAUCGAAUCUACGCCGGCUAUGAUGUGAUAAACAUUCGGGAGCAGCAGAAAAAGCACGUGGUUGGAAAGUUCAGUUACGACAGCAUGCGGGCGAAGAUGCGGAUGAGGAUCAACGAUAGCGAGAUCAUUUGGCCAGGAAAGCAGCGUCGAAAGCCGGAGGGCAUCAUGAUCCCAACCCACCUGAAGUUGCUGACCAUCGAGGAGAAGCCUUUUGUCUACGUGCGACGCAUGGGCGACGACGAGUUCCGCUGCGAACCGGACGAGCGUCCCUGUCCACUUUUCAACAACUCGGAUGCCACUGCCAACGAAUUCUGCUGCCGCGGGUACUGCAUCGACCUGCUGAUCGAGCUGUCCAAGCGGAUCAACUUCACCUACGACCUGGCCCUGUCCCCCGACGGCCAGUUCGGUCACUACAUCCUGCGGAACAGCUCGGGGGCCAUGACGCUGCGCAAGGAGUGGACGGGCCUCAUCGGAGAGCUGGUCAACGAACGUGCCGACAUGAUCGUGGCACCACUAACCAUCAAUCCGGAGCGUGCCGAGUACAUAGAAUUCUCAAAACCAUUCAAAUACCAAGGCAUUACAAUACUCGAGAAGAAACCGUCACGAUCGAGUACUCUCGUGUCUUUCUUGCAGCCGUUUAGUAACACGCUAUGGAUCUUGGUAAUGGUGUCGGUCCAUGUUGUGGCGCUCGUGCUCUACCUACUGGACAGAUUCUCGCCGUUCGGACGCUUCAAGCUCUCGCACUCGGACAGUAACGAGGAGAAGGCGCUGAACCUCAGCUCCGCGGUGUGGUUCGCCUGGGGAGUCCUGCUGAACAGCGGCAUCGGCGAGGGCACGCCCCGCAGCUUCUCCGCCCGGGUGCUGGGCAUGGUCUGGGCAGGAUUCGCGAUGAUAAUCGUCGCCUCGUACACCGCCAACCUGGCCGCCUUCCUCGUGCUCGAGCGGCCCAAGACGAAGCUGAGCGGCAUCAACGAUGCCCGGCUGAGGAACACCAUGGAGAACCUGACCUGCGCCACCGUCAAGGGCUCCUCCGUGGACAUGUACUUCCGCCGCCAGGUGGAGCUGUCCAACAUGUACCGCACCAUGGAGGCCAACAACUACGCCACCGCCGAGCAGGCCAUCCAGGACGUGAAGAAGGGCAAGCUCAUGGCCUUUAUCUGGGACUCUUCUCGUCUGGAGUACGAGGCCUCCAAGGAUUGCGAACUGGUUACUGCCGGAGAGCUGUUCGGACGGAGUGGCUACGGGAUUGGACUGCAGAAGGGCUCGCCCUGGACGGACGCAGUCACGCUGGCCAUCUUGGAGUUCCACGAAAGCGGGUUCAUGGAGAAACUGGACAAACAGUGGAUCUUCCACGGGCAUGUGCAGCAGAACUGCGAGCUCUUCGAGAAGACGCCCAACACUCUGGGGCUGAAGAACAUGGCGGGGGUGUUCAUACUGGUGGGUGUGGGCAUUGCCGGCGGCGUGGGUCUGAUCAUCAUCGAGGUCAUCUACAAGAAGCACCAGGUGAAGAAGCAGAAGCGCCUGGACAUUGCCCGACAUGCGGCGGACAAGUGGCGGGGCACUAUAGAGAAACGAAAGACUAUCCGUGCCUCCCUGGCGAUGCAGCGCCAGUACAACGUGGGCCUGAACGCGACGCAUGCCCCGGGCACCAUCAGUCUGGCAGUGGACAAGCGCCGGUAUCCUCGCCUGGGUCAGCGACUGGGACCGGAACGAGCCUGGCCAGGAGACGCUGCCGACGUGCUCCGCAUCCGGCGGCCCUACGAACUGGGCAAACCUGGCCAGAGUCCGAAGGUGAUGGCCGCCAACCAGCCGGGAAUGCCCAUGCCCAUGCUGGGCAAGACACGGCCCCAGCAAAGUGUGCUGCCACCUCGAUAUUCGCCCGGAUACACCAGCGAUGUGUCGCAUCUGGUCGUUUGAGUUUAAGUUAACAUUUUGCC
This is a messenger RNA of Drosophila takahashii, 3230 nucleotides long. It is a transcript of the gene Nmdar1, whose product is annotated as NMDA receptor 1. Gene Ontology annotation, biological process: regulation of membrane potential; chemical synaptic transmission; monoatomic ion transport. Gene Ontology annotation, cellular component: NMDA selective glutamate receptor complex; plasma membrane; synapse. Gene Ontology annotation, molecular function: NMDA glutamate receptor activity. The record is from RefSeq and is a predicted model, not a curated record. Lineage: Eukaryota; Metazoa; Arthropoda; Insecta; Diptera; Drosophilidae.